AUGCUCUCUCUUUUAGAACUUGUCUAUGAUAAACUUACUUACACACCUACCUAUAAUAUUCUCAUCAUCGGAAUUGAAGAGAGUGGCAAGACAGAAUUGCUGCACACAAUUAAACAAAUGAACAAACAAGAAAUAUUUUCAUAUUCACCUGCCACUGUCAUGACUUGGACCCAACAUUCAUCAAUUCCACAACUUGACUCCGCAUUUCAAUUUAAUUAUUCUCAACUUUACAGUAAAUCGAAAAGAAAUCGGUUUUACAAUCCCACUAUUGGACAAAAUACGUUCAACAUUGAGUUUGCAAAGACUUGUAAUUUAAAAAUUUGGGAUAUUGGUGGAAAUUUGAAAACGAUGUGGAAUGAUUAUUACAAAUCUGCUCAUUCUAUAUUUUUCGUGGUAAAUUAUAAUAUUGAGAUUCGAUCAUCUAAACUUGACGAAGGCUCUACUAAUGGCAACAAUAGAGAACUCUCUUCAGAAGAGGCUUGUAAAUUUGAUUCACACUUAUCGUACAAUGAACAAGUCAAGUUAUCUAUUGGAUCUGUGUCUGCAAAAAUAGAUAUUUAUCAUCGAUAUACUUCGUCUUUCAAAAUACUAUCAGACAUUUUAAACGAAUACAAAGAUCUAUUCAAAGAUAUUCCAAUAUUUUUAUGCAUUAAUAGUGUUGUCACAUGUUAUGAUGAGUUUGAACAUAUGGAAAAGGAUGAUGACAAAAAAAUAAUGAUCCAUUUCAUUGAAAGAUACAAAAAUAUUGCAAUGAAUGAGUUUAACAAAGUUGCCUUUGAUGACAGCUCUUCGAAAGAGGGAACAACAAAUAUUUUAUACAACGACGAUUAUUACAAGAUUUUCAUUAAGCAUUUAAAUGUCUGUGAGCCAAAAAAGGUGUACGAGCUUUUAAAUAGCGUUGUGGAUUAUUUACAUCAGAGAAAACAGGCACGAGAGUUAUUGGACAGCGAGUUUAUAUGA
Messenger RNA from Naegleria fowleri, 960 nucleotides. RefSeq lists its product as uncharacterized. Gene Ontology annotation, biological process: protein localization to organelle; Golgi to plasma membrane protein transport; intracellular protein transport. The coding region runs from base 1 to 960 and encodes 319 amino acids. The transcript has a single exon. Gene Ontology annotation, molecular function: GTP binding; GTPase activity. The record is from RefSeq and is a predicted model, not a curated record. NCBI's taxonomy places the organism in Eukaryota, Heterolobosea, Eutetramitea, Acrasida, Naegleriidae. Gene Ontology annotation, cellular component: Golgi apparatus.